Trypanosoma cruzi is the source of this 633-nucleotide messenger RNA. Its product is annotated as mucin TcMUCII, putative. Lineage: Eukaryota; Euglenozoa; Kinetoplastea; Trypanosomatida; Trypanosomatidae. The transcript has a single exon. The coding region runs from base 1 to 633 and encodes 210 amino acids. The record is from RefSeq and is a predicted model, not a curated record.
AUGAUGAUGAUGACGUGCCGUCUGCUGUGCGCCCUGUUGGUGCUCGCCCUCUGCUGCUGCCCGUCCGUGUGCGUGUCAGAGAUUAAACCGCUUGAAGAUUCUUCCCAGACGACCACGACGAAGCCCACGAUAAAGGCUCCGGUCCCUGAUGAGAAGAGUAUGCCUGAAUCUAAUACGAACUCCGUCAGUCUAACCUCCCUUCCACCAGCAGCACAACCACAGGAGACCGGUCAGCCAAUGUUGUCAAGUAAUGGGUCCGCUGCGGAGCAGGGACCAGGAUCUACCAGUACGGGAACGAAACCAAAUGAAGUGUCCAAUACGUUACAGGCAGAUGGUAUUAAGGGUACGACAAGGUUACCCAGUGACAAGACACUAUCCGAGGAACGGGCAAAUAGGGAGUCUGAAGAUUCUACGGAGGAGACCACGACGACCACCACAACAAAGGCACCAAUCACGACGACCACCACUACAACACAUGCACCAAGUACUACGACUACAGAGGCGCCAGCUGUGUCGACCACCCGCGCACCGUCACGUCUUCGCGAAAUCGACGGCAGCCUCAGCAGCUCUGCGUGGGUGUGUGCCCCGCUGGUGCUUGCCGCAUCCGCGCUGGCGUACACCGCUCUGGGCUGA